Messenger RNA from Staurois parvus, 349 nucleotides. NCBI's taxonomy places the organism in Eukaryota, Metazoa, Chordata, Amphibia, Anura, Ranidae. The record is from the annotation of a GenBank genome assembly.
AUGCGUCCCCUACAGCGUCCCCGGCCAUCUCCUCUGGCCGAUGCCAGCAUCCGGCUUCUGUGUUCCGGUCCCUGCGAGCGUCGGGACGUACUGGACAUACGGGGGCCGGAACCGGUGGCAAAUUUAAAAAUUUUAGAAACUGUAAUUUUCUAAUAAAUGAUGCUUCAAAGCAUUUCACAUACAUUUUGUCCCUACUGCUUUGUCCUGUGCCCUGCCUGCAUUUUGACUGUUCUUUCUGCCUAGAAACUUAGAAAAUCCAUGGCGUCCAAAAAGCAUCACUUUAGGUCAAAAACGGUUUUAGACCGGCUAGAGAACAACAAUAGUAAAUCAGAACCACUUGCAGAAUUGA